CCAAGUCUCAUACUGCUUUCACACGCGAUACGCGACCGGAAAACGACAUGGGCUGCUCUCAAGGGAGCGGUGUGGCCGUGGUGGCCGUGAUCCCGAGUCGUGCGCAUAGUUUGGCAGAAUUUGACUUUGACAAAGAUGGGAAACUUCUUACAUCAGAUGCCUGCUUGAACUGCAUUGACCAGGAUGGACACCUUAUGUCGGAACAUGCGUCCAUCAAGUUUAACGAGCCUCGCCACAGCUUCCACUCUAUGUCCUGCGAAAACACGGGUGGUGUGCCGAUGCCACCUAUCGCUCCCACCCAGCGGUGGCAUGAGUGUAAACUUGAUAAGUUUUUGAAGAAGAUGUGCGAGGAUCCCCAGAAGUUACCCCAGCGUGUGAACCUGCGCCGGACCGAACUGGAGCGCCGAAGAUGAUGUCGGAGGUGACGAUGAUUUUUUGAAGUUGC
Molecule: messenger RNA, 445 nt
Organism: Cladocopium goreaui
Lineage: Eukaryota; Dinophyceae; Suessiales; Symbiodiniaceae
Source: the annotation of a GenBank genome assembly